Molecule: messenger RNA, 1800 nt
Organism: Mya arenaria
Lineage: Eukaryota; Metazoa; Mollusca; Bivalvia; Myida; Myidae
Product: tetraspanin-11-like
Exons: 11
Coding region: 46-948 (300 amino acids)
Cellular component (GO): membrane
Source: RefSeq, a predicted model, not a curated record
GGAAUACUCGAUUUUUUGAACCAAUCAUCAAUUUCCGACCUCAACAUGUCUUGUGCCAGACACAGCCCAAAGCUUGUGCUGCUGGUGCUGAAUUUCUUGUUGUUUGUCAGCGCCGUGACGUUUCUUGUGACAGGUCUCUGGCUGUUGGUGAUUACCGGACUCUUUGAAACGGACAUCAAGCGUCUACUGGACACCAUCGAGUACGACGGAGUAAAAAUCGGCACGUUCCUGUUUUCGGCUACGCUGUUGUUCAUCAUUGCGGGGGGAGUGCUACUGUUUGUGGCUGUGUUUGGAGCGGUCACCGCCUGGAAGAAAGUCAAAGGAUGUCUCGUGGUGUACGUGAUCGUGACGAUCGUGGUGAUAGUUCUACAGGGUGUCACCGUGGGCUUGAUGAUCAAGACAAGGAUCCGGAGUAGCGAUUGGCUUGAAGGUCAGCUGCUCAAACAGCUUGAAGGAUACCAGGGCCCGACUGCGACGGACCAGACGUCGAAAAGCUUCAACCAGCUUUUUAUGAAGACGGAGUGCUGCGGCGUGUCAGCCCACGGUGAUCCGAAGUCCGUAUCAACGUCGACCACUUGGUAUUCGGCGGGAGCGGAAGUACCGGCUACGUGUUGCAAGGGUGUGACGUCAUCCACGGCAGGAAACGUUUGGACAUCCUGUACCAACACCCCGAAAAACUACUACACUAAGCCCUGUUUCAACAGAAUAGAUGACAUCAUCAAUACUGCAAGUCUGAUCUCCAACAUCGUGUCCGGAAUCAACUUCAUCAUGCAUGUUCUUGCUGUAAUUCUGGCUUGCUUGACCCUGGACCGUGCCAAAAACCGUAUCCAGCAUGUUGCACCAAAUACCUCAAGGGUCAAUCCACCACCGUAUAUCAGCAUCGAUGCUGUUGUGAAGAACAAAUUCAACGUCACCAAGACAAAGGCUCUGGGUGGAAAGAAAUUCUAACCAUUUUACCUGAAAAAACCCUGUCAGUUUAUUCAUACAUUACAAGUUCGACGUUUAUAAGAUUUAUUAAAAUUUGAAUGUUAUCUUAAUCAAGCCCCUUUUCAUUAAUUUCAAUGAAAUAAACUUGGCCUGAGUUUUAAAAAUUGAAAAUAAAACCAUUGUGGAAACAGCUUUUCUCUUAAAUAAAAUGUGAAAUGAAAAAGGUCCCAUCGAUAUCGGAGGAGACCGCAUGAUAUAAUGGGCAAAAUAUAGAUUGAUGCAAAAAAAUAAUAUAUCUUAGUUUUAAUGCAUCAUUAUGUUUAACUUAUUUGACUUUUAUUAUCACAACAGCAAAAAAGCAUGAGGGUUGUGUAAAGAUAAAAGUGUUAGCGAUAUUUUGGCGCUUUUAACGGGGUUAUUCUUGACCACGUAGCUAUAAACAAAAAAACGUUUAUGAAGGCUAACAAUUUUUUUGUCUGUGUUUUUUAUAUGGACACUUUGUGAAGACAUUAUAAUUGUUUAUCAACUUUUUAAUUUGUUUGCAUGUAGUUGUGUUUUGUAAAAAUGAGGGGAUCGAACAGACGGCUUGAUUAAAGGGGUACACUUUAGGGUAUUUUUUAUUUUGUGAUGCAUUAUUAUGUUCAUUGGAUUUUUAUGCUUAAAAAGGUAGCAAUAUUUUCGCGCUUUUUACUGCGGAUUUUGUGGCUACGUAGCUAUUAAUUGGAUUUUUUUUGAUUUUUUAAAGGCUUACAUAUUUCAAAAAAACGGAUACCUUGUAAGGAGAUAUUAAUUGUUUAUAAACUUGUAAACUUUAAUGAAUUUAGUUGUGUAUUGUAAAAAGUAUUGUUUUGUUAUUCUUUAUUAAACGUUGAA